This is a messenger RNA of Oncorhynchus masou masou (cherry salmon), 1059 nucleotides long. RefSeq lists its product as uncharacterized. Bases 1 to 1059 code for a protein of 352 amino acids. The transcript has 2 exons. Lineage: Eukaryota; Metazoa; Chordata; Actinopteri; Salmoniformes; Salmonidae. The record is from RefSeq and is a predicted model, not a curated record.
AUGAGCAGUACCCAUCCUCAGCUCCCAUCCCCACCCCAGUACCCAACCUCAGCUCCCAGCCCCACCCCAGCACCCAUCCUCAGCUCCCAGCCCCACCCCAGCACCCAUCCUCAGCUCCCAGCCCCACCCCAGCACUCAUCCCCAGCACCCAACCUCAGCUCCCAGCCCCACCCCAGCACCCAUCCUCAGCUCCCAGCCCCAUCCCGAGCACUCAUCCCCAGCACCCAACCUCAGCUCCCAGCCCCACCCCAGCACCCAUCCUCAGCUCCCAGCCCCAUCCCGAGCACUCAUCCCCAGCACCCAACCUCAGCUCCCAGCCCCAUCCCGAGCACUCAUCCCCAGCACCCAUCCUCAACUCCCAGCCCCAUCCCGAGCACUCAUCCCCAGCACCCAUCCUCAGCUCCCAGCCCCAUCAAGCACUCAUCCCCAGCACCCAUCCUCAGCUCCCAGCCCCAUCCCAAGCACUCAUCCCCAGCACCCAUCCUCAGCUCCCAGCCCCAUCCCAAGCACUCAUCCCCAGCACCCAUCCUCAACUCCCAGCCCCAUCCCGAGCACUCAUCCCCAGCACCCAUCCUCAACUCCCAGCCCCAUCCCGAGCACUCAUCCCCAGCACCCAUCCUCAGCUCCCAGCCCCAUCCCAAGCACUCAUCCCCAGCACCCAUCCUCAGCUCCCAGCCCCAUCCCAAGCACUCAUCCCCAGCACCCAUCCUCAGCUCCCAGCCCCAUCCCAAGCACUCAUCCCCAGCACCCAUCCUCAACUCCCAGCCCCAUCCCGAGCACUCAUCCCCAGCACCCAUCCUCAACUCCCAGCCCCAUCCCGAGCACUCAUCCCCAGCACCCAUCCUCAGCUCCCAGCCCCAUCCCGAGCACUCAUCCCCAGCACCCAUCCUCAGCUCCCAGCCCCAUCCCGAGCACUCAUCCCCAGCACCCAUCCUCAACUCCCAGCCCCAUCCCGAGCACUCAUCCCCAGCACCCAUCCUCAGCUCCCAGCCCCAGCCCCAUCCCAUGCACUCAUCCCCAGCACCCAUCCUCAGCUCCCAGCCCCAGCCGCAUCUCUAG